Procambarus clarkii (red swamp crayfish) is the source of this 3832-nucleotide messenger RNA. Lineage: Eukaryota; Metazoa; Arthropoda; Malacostraca; Decapoda; Cambaridae. The record is from RefSeq and is a predicted model, not a curated record.
AGUUAGACACGCACCAGCUAGACACGAAAUAAGUACCAUAUGCUGGCUUUUCCGCGGACGAUUCGAAGACACGUACCAUCACCUUCAUGUGCCAGAGUCCACAGCAAUCAAUAUAUUUUCCGUUCAAAAUAUAAAUUGAAAACAAAAAAGACAAUACCAACUGUGCCAACGCUGAGCCCUGGCUUAACCCGAUGUUUGAGAUGUAUAGAGGAAUGAAAAGCCCAAUAUCUUACUUUUCAGACCAAAAACUGACUUUCUUGCACGUCUCUUCCGUUGUAUUACAAGGGCGGGAGUAAGGAAGACCAAUUACCUGCAGACAUCCCUAAAAUUUACGUGCUAGACCGACAGCAUCGCAUUAUCUUCGACCAGCCUCUUCCCCAUUUCCUUCUUCACCCUGAGGUGCAUUGCGGGUGAUGUGAGGUCCGAAUAUUACCGUCGACCUUGUCACAAGAUGAUGAUAGUCUAGUGACACUAUCCCGGGCGUCCAGGAUGGUCGUCAUCGAGUACCACUGUGAGAUUGAGGCCAAGGGAUGUCCUGUGGUUGGUACAGUGGAAGUUACAGCGAUACACCGAAGGCUCAUGAGGAGUGAGUGAGCCUUAGCGUGAGGCACUGUGCCACCCCUCGGCGCCUGCAUCACGCCCGGGGUCCUGCUGUGUGUUGUGGAUGGGCGGUGAUGGUGGUGACGUGAGUAGCGAUGCGGGCGGCAUGACGCUGUCCACGCCCACGCCACCACUCACGCCCCCGCACCCUGCAGAUCAUGUGCACAUCGCAAGUUCAACACGCAACUCUGUGUCAGCCCAGGACGCGCACAGCUUUAGUGUGGGCGUGUGUGUGGGUGUGGGCGUGGCUGGGUGUGUGGGGCGGGUGUCCCAAAGUGUGCGAGUGUUUUUGGCGCGACGGUAAGCAGAUGGUGGCUUGUCGAGACGCACAAUUCAUCGAUAUUCCUCGAGGGAUCGAAUCCACGACGCAAGUGCUGGAUCUCAGUCACAACAACCUGAGGAUACUUCCGCGCGACUCUUUUGUUUACACGGGCCUCCGCAGCCUGCAGAAGGUCAUGCUCAACCAUUGCAACCUGAUUCUUCUGGAGCACGGCGCGUUCAACGGCGUAGAGAACAUAAUGCAGCUUGACUUGAGUAACAACCAUCUACGCUCCGUGCCGUCGGCGGCGCUAAUGGACAUGUUGGGCUUGCGUGAAUUGCGUAUUGCUCACAACGCACUCACCUCCGUGUCGGCUUCAGCCUUCACACGCACCCCACACAUCGUCCAGCUCGACCUGAGCCACAACCAAAUUAACACCAUCGAGCCUGGAGCCAUCAGAAACCUGACGGAAUUAGAAGUUUUGAAUUUAUCUUAUAAUAAACUUAUUUCCCUGAAUGCGAGUGAACUCGAGCCUCUGGUUCUCUUGAGAGUAAUUCGAAUAGACGGAAAUCCCUGGCACUGUGACUGCCAUUUACGGUCGCUUCGUUAUUGGUUUCAUUUCCGGAAUAUGGAGGCGUCUGUGCCGCCCUCCUGCUCGCAUCCCAAGUGGUUGAUGGGGCAAGACUGGCCGCUGCUGGCUGAGGAAGAGUUCCUCUGUGCACCUAAGGUCUCAGCCGAAGCCCCAAGGUUGCUGGCGGCGCACGGUGAGAAUGUGUCGUUGCUGUGUCGCGUUGAAACAGAGGUGGAGGCUACUGUUACGUGGUUCAUGGGCGACGUUCCUUUGUACAACGAUAGCGAGCUACAGCGAUACUACGUAGUGGAACUGAUGACCUCGAGGAACAUGUCCUAUGUGUCAAACUUGACUAUUACCGAUGUGGUGUCCGAAGAUCAGGGUACGUACCGGUGCGUGGCGGAGAACAGAGCGGGGCUCAGGGAGACCAAUUUCACGCUCCAGGUGUCGCACAAAGCGGCGGAAGUAAGAAUUGCCAACAUCGAUGUUAGUUACAUAAAGGAGGGUCUCUUGGGCGGAUUCUCCAUUCUGAUUUUUGUGUUACUUCUCGUGUGUAGUAUAGUGUAUUGCAAAGUCCGAGUGAGUCGUGGCCAACGACAGGACGAAGACAGUGUGGAAACGGCCCAAUCAUCGAGAGGCUCUGACUGCGAAACCCCCCACAAGCUGGCUGGAUACCACAUGGUACCGACCAGCGAACUGGACUCUUCGCCUUGCAGACAGCCUCCAGAACCCUCCUGGAACGUGAGACAUAGACGUGCUUCAGGGGACUUCGCCCCUGCCAGUGUUCUUGAUACGAACGCUGCUGAUCAGAGACAGGAAAUGCCAGAAUGCCCAGGGGCACAGGCCAUGGCAUCCAAUGCCGUGUCCUUCGUCGAGAGCCCUAAACUCGAUGUUUGUGGUAUGCACCACGCCACACUAGACAGAGCCCAGUGGAAAGACAUGGUCUGCAAUAAGGAUAUUUUUCUGCAUAGAGUGUGUAGUCGCUCGGUGUCUCAGGUUUCCUUAGGGAGUGGAAAACAGUACCCAGAUCUGUUGGAUCUGCCACACCCACAGUUCGGAGUGCAACUACAACAGCAGAUGCAGCUGCAAGACGGUGGACAGGAAAUGCAGCAACUCAGCGCAGCCUCCUGCAGUAGACCUGUUCACCCCUGCAGGAGGACGUACAGCGACGCUGGGUGUCGAACGGGGCCACCUGGUUCCCGUGACGUGGUGGGACAUGACACCUUACAUCCACUGGCCCAGGCUAUCCUCAACUCCCACGGUCACACAGACUGCAAUAGAUCAUCAAGCGCCUUGAACCUGGCCCUCAGUCAAGCAGCGUCCAACGCGUACGCCAACGCCCACUUGCCAGUGAGUGGUCACCCAUGCUUGGCCGCCCCACAUGUGCUUGACGUCACCCACGGUCAAGAAAUGCUCCAGCUUAACCCCGCCCACAGGAUCGAGGGCGCUGCCGGAGGCGUCUGUAGUCAGCAUCGAACUGCUGAUCCCUGUCACUUCGAGUACCACGCCGCGCAGCUCGAGAAGUUCCUGAAGGAGUACCGCUGCCUCCAGGAGCAACUCAUCCACAUGAAGAAGUCCUACGAGGCUCAUCAAAGAGCCGGCACUGUCCCCACGUUGGAUUGCUGUCCUCCCAUUACUGGAAGUUCUAUGGGCUCUUCGCCAGCAUUUCCUGAAGGUCUUCCGUGUUGCUCUUGCAAUCUUCAAGUACCGUGCACGCAACGUUCUGCACUACAACCGUUACUCGGCAGCUUUGCAGAGACUUCCUUGACGGAGGGAACAGCUGGUGUAUAUAUGAAGGACUCUGUAACCACUUCGUCGACUGGUGAUUUUAACGAUCUUCCCAGACCACCGGUGUCCAGUGACAGCUGCGUGGAGGCUGCUCUGGCACCAGGGCCCUCAGUUGUAUAUGUGGAAGCUCCGAUGCCCCCUGCGGUCCGGUACGUGGAUAGUCCUGUACCGCAAAUACAAGUUAGUGGAUACACAGACCCGCCGACGUGUCCGCCAGAGGGAGCUGAGUCCCCCGUACACCACAGUCCGGCUAGAGGAAGCCCAAGUGGCAAGACAUCUUCAAGGGGUCCGAAAGAACCACUGAAAUCCAUUUUAAAAAAGAGUAGCGAUGGUGGAGGGCGGCGUCGCUGUGACCAGUGGAGCCGAAACGCCUGCUGCGACAGUCAGACACCCCCGUACAUGGCUGCAGAAUCCCAUCCUCCAUCUGAAGGGUAUCCAGCAGUUGAUUCCUAUUCACCAGCGAGCCAGUGUUCGACAGCUGAGCAUCAGUAUCCAACUGGAGAGCCUCAUACGACCGCCGAGCUGAAUACAACUACUGACUCUCACCCGACCAACACCACCACCACCACACCCUCACAGCACAGUUGCUACGACUCCUGAACCACAAAGCACAG